AUGGACGAAGAUCCAAUCAUGCCACCAUCUGGGACGCCUACGCAUCCCAUAGACAUUUCCAGUGGUUUAAAUUCUUAUGCGGGAUUGCCUUAUCAAGUCCCCGGUGAAUGGGCCGAAUGGUGGGGAAGAUACAAGUGGGAGUUUACUCCCUCUUAUCACAACACACCACCACCACCUCCACCAGAGGAACCAUAUCUGCAAGCAGUGACACCGCCACCACCAUCAGUGGAGGAACAACCACCUCCAGAACCACCAAGGAGGAGGAGAAACGCACGAAUGUCCGUGCGAGGGGGCCCACGAAUUAGUUCCCCCCAAGCUUCAAGCAACUAUCCCCCUAUUCUUGAGGAUCCACAAAUGGGUGGACCCUCAAAUGUCGCGCCGAUGAUUGACACCACACUGGCUACUUUUGCAUUACCGCCGCCGCCAAUGGGUUUUGAAAACCCAAUCCCUACCUACCCAGAUGCGACUGGGUAUAACCCGUUUGAACCAUCAGCUCCUACGGGUUACAACUAUCAAGCACCUCCAUACGACCCUUAUGUUGAGGUGGCCAUUCAUAACGCCAUGUAUCCUUCGCCUUUUUCCUCCAGCAUACCCAACUAG
Molecule: messenger RNA, 600 nt
Organism: Helianthus annuus (common sunflower)
Lineage: Eukaryota; Viridiplantae; Streptophyta; Magnoliopsida; Asterales; Asteraceae
Product: extensin-2-like
Exons: 1
Coding region: 1-600 (199 amino acids)
Source: RefSeq, a predicted model, not a curated record